ACCACAAAUGAGAUAGAGGAGAGGAGAGAAGAGAAGAGAAGACAGCCCCAAACCAAAGCCCCAAGAGGAGAGGAGACAAAAAAGUAAAAGCGAGGGAGCGAGAGACCCACACUCACCACUCUUUCCAUUUUGAUCCUCCAAUUCGGACUCCGGACCCUUUCUCUCCCUAGGGUUUGUUUUUGGGGAGGCAAUGGCGGAGCAGAAGAACAGGUGGAACUGGGAGGUGGCUGGAUUCGAGCCGAGAAAGGCCACGGAGCCUUCGCCUCUACUCAGGCGCUACUCGAUCUCUUCCUCCACUGUGCUACCGCAUUCCGAGCCCUCCAAGCACAACGCCCUGGCCUCAAAGCUUCAUAGAUUGAAGGAAAAAGUUAAGUUUGCUAGAGAAGAUUACUUGGAGUUGAGACAAGAAGCUAGUGAUCUCCAGGAGUACUCAAAUGCUAAACUUGAUCGAGUUAUACGCUAUUUGGCUGUUCUUGCUGAUAAGACCCAGAAAUUAGAUCAGGCUGCCUUUGAAGCUGAGGCUAGAAUAUCUCCAUUGGUGAAGGAGAAGAAAAGAUUGUUUGAUGACUUGUUGACUGCCAAAGGCAGCAUAAAGGUCUUUUGUCGCACAAGGCCAGUAUUUGAAGAUGAAGAUCCUUCUGUUGUUGAAUUUCCUGAUAAUUUUACCAUUCGCAUUCCUACUGGUGAUGAUAAUGUUGCCAACCCAAAGAAAGAUUUUGAAUUUGACAGGGUUUAUGGGCCUCAUGUUGGACAAGCUGAACUUUUCAGUGAUGUUCAACCCUUUGUGCAGUCAGCUUUUGAUGGAUUUAAUGUUUCAGUAUUUGCAUAUGGACAAACUAGCUCUGGAAAGACAUACACCAUGGAAGGCUCUAGUCAUGAUCGUGGCUUGUAUGCCAGAAGUUUUGAGGAGUUGUUUGAUUUGUCCAACUCAGCUACAACCUCUACUUCUCGAUUUAAUUUUUCUGUCACAGUCUUUGAAAUCUACAAUGAACAGACUAGGGAUUUGCUUUCAGACUCAAGAAAGGCCGUACCAAAGAUCUGGAUGGGGUCACGUGACUCAUUGAUAGAACUUGCACAGGAAAAGGUUGAUAAUCCACUGGAUUUCUCCAGAGUCUUGAAAGUGGCAUUUCAGAAUCGGGGAACGGAUCCGUUGAUGUUCAACUUCUCUCAUCUGAUUGUCACUAUUCAUAUAUAUUAUAACAAUUCAAUCUCUGGAGAAAAUUUGUAUAGCAAGCUUUCUUUUGUUGACCUGGCUGGAAGUGCAAGUUUAACUAUGGAGGAUGAUGGAGGGGAGCAUGCCACAGACAUAUUGCAUGUCAUGAAAUCACUUUCAGUGUUGGGUGAUGUUUUAAAUUCCUUGACCUCCAAGAAGGACACUGUUCCAUAUGAACAUUCAAUGCUAACAAAAGUACUUGCAGAUUCACUAGGUGGAAGCUCAAAAACGUUGAUGAUUGUUAAUGUGUGUCCCAAUCUUUCAAAUUUAUCCGCAACAUUGUCAUGUCUCAAUUUUUCUGCCAGAGCUCGGAAUGCUGUACUAAGCCUUGGAAAUAGAGAUACAAUCAAGAAAUGGAGAGAUAUUGCAAAUGACACACGCAUGGAAUUGUAUGGAAAAGAGGAGGAAGUUAAUGGUCUGAAGCAAGAAGCUUUGGCCCUAAAAGAAGCUCUGAAAGAUGCAAAUGAUCAGUGUGUUCUACUCUUCAAUGAAGUUCAAAAGGCCUGGAGAGUUUCUUUUACACUGCAGUCAGACUUAAAGUCUGAAAACAUCAUGCUUGCAGAGAAACAUAAGAUAGAAAAGGAUCAAAAUGCACAACUGAGAAAUCAGGUCGCACAACUGUUGCAGUUGGAACAGGAACAAAAAUUGCAGAUACAGCAACGUGAAUCGACAAUUCAAACUCUGCUGGCCAAACUAAAAGGUUUUGAGACACAAUUGAAUGAGGCUCUUCGUGCCAGGGAGGUUAGCUCAGACUCAUCUGUGGCUCAAUCAAUUUCUAAAACAAGCAACGAUGGGAUGGAUUCUAUUGCAGUUACCAAGAAACUAGAAGAAGAACUAUUAAAACGUGAUGCACUUAUUGAGAGGUUGCAUGAGGAAAAUGAGAAAUUGUUCGAUAGAUUGACAGAGAAAGCAAAGUCCGUUGCAUUACCCCAGGUGUCUAGUCCAUUGCCCGAGGGAUCAGCUAAUGUUCAGGAUUGGGACCUUGGGAGGAAUGGUACUGAUAAAGGAGGUCCUAUGAAUAUUGCCCCUUUGCCUUUGGCCCCGGAGAAGGCUGAGGGUACCAUAGCUUUGGUUAAAUCAGGCAUCGAGAAGGUCAAGACAACCCCAGCAGGAGAAUACCUUACUGCUGCCCUGAAUGAUUUUGAUCCUGAGCAAUGUGACAGUCUUGCUGUCAUUUCAGAUGGUGCAAACAAGCUUCUGAUGCUGGUUUUAGCAGCGGUAAUUAAAGCAGGUGCUUCAAGAGAGCAUGAAAUACUUGCCGAAAUAAGAGAUGCUGUUUUCUCUUUCAUCCAUAAGAUGGAGCCAAAGAGGGUGAUGGACACCAUGCUUGUUUCACGUGUCAGGAUUUUGUAUAUAAGAUCUUUGCUUGCUCGAUCUCCAGAACUGCAAUCAAUCAAGGCAUGUCCUGUUGAGCGAUUUCUACAGAAGGCUAAUACAGGACGCAGCAGAAGCUCCAGUCGGGGUAGCAGCCCUGGGAGGUCUCCUGUGCGUUAUGAUCCAAACAGGAAUUCUCUCAUUGAUGAGCAGAUUCAAAGCUUUAAAGUAAAUAUAAAGCCAGAAAAGAAAUCCAAGUUAUCUUCCGUUGUUUUGAAGAUGCGUGGAAUUGAUCAGGAAACAUGGAGACAGCAUGUAACUGGAGGAAAGCUAAGGGAAAUAACUGAGGAAGCUAAAAGUUUUGCUGUUGGGAACAAGGCUCUUGCUGCUUUGUUUGUUCAUACUCCAGCUGGUGAGCUGCAGCGCCAAAUCAGGUCUUGGCUUGCGGAGAACUUUGAGUUCCUUUCUGUCACUGGAGAUGAUAUUGUUGGGGGAGCGACAGGUCAAUUAGAACUUCUUUCAACUGCAAUAAUGGAUGGUUGGAUGGCUGGACUUGGUGCUGCAACACCUCCUAGUACUGAUGCUCUUGGACAGCUUUUGUCUGAGUACUUGAAGCGGGUCUACACUUCCCAAUUGCUGCAUCUGAAGGAUAUUGCAGGUACCUUGGCAACUGAAGAUGCAGAGGACUUGGCGCAAGUGGCUAAACUACGUUCGGCUCUUGAGUCUGUUGACCACAAAAGAAGGAAGAUAUUGCAACAAAUGAGAAAUGAUGUGGCAUUACUUGCACUAGAGGAUGGCAGUUUGCCUGUUCGGAAUCCAUCUACUGCAGCUGAGGAUGCACGUCUGGCAUCCUUAAUUUCACUAGAUGGAAUAUUAAAGCAAGUCAAGGAUAUAACUAGACAAUCCUCUGUAAGCACAUUGGGGAAGAGUAAGAAGAAAUUAUUACUUGCAUCUCUAGAUGAACUAGCUCAAAGGAUGCCUUCCCUGCUUGAUAUUGACCAUCCAUGUGCCCAAAGACACAUUGCGGAUGCUCACCAUUUAGUGGAGUCCAUUCCUGAGGAGGAUGACCAUUUAAAAGAAUCAUCAAAUGCUCCCAAGCCAGCUGCGGAGUUGGGACCUGGUACGGAAACUGAUGUGGCACAGUGGAACGUUCUACAGUUCAAUACAGGUUCUAGCACCCCAUUUGUCAUUAAAUGUGGAGCGAACUCAAGCUCGGAGCUUGUGAUAAAAGCUGAUGCCCGAGUUCAAGAACCAAAAGGCGGUGAGAUUGUGAGAGUUGCUCCAAGACCAACAGUUUUGGAAAAUAUGAGUUUGGAGGAUAUGAAACAAGUAUUUUCUCAACUCCCCGAGGCUCUGAGCCUGCUUGCCCUUGCUAGGACAGCAGGUGGAACCCAAGCUCGGUAUUCAAGAUUGUACAGGACUUUAGCCAUGAAGGUUCCCGCACUUCGGGACCUAGUUGGCGAGCUAGAAAAGGGGGGAGUACUAAAGGACGUGAGGCCUCAAGCCUAAUUUUAUGUGGUGUUUAUAUCAUUUUGGGAUUGGGACUCUAUUGGGUUGUGUAAUUUAUUCUGUUGUUUCUUCGCCUUUUCAACUCGUAUCCAGGAACUCUUUUUUCCUUCUUUACAAGUUGCCGUGUUUUAAACAUUAUCGCCGGAAAUGAUUUCUGUCGGCUCGCCACAAUUUUGUGAUAUCGCUCGUCAAUUGUUUUAUUUACUUAUUUAUUGUAAUAUGCUUUAUCUGCAUCAA
Diospyros lotus (date-plum) is the source of this 4273-nucleotide messenger RNA. Its product is annotated as kinesin-like protein KIN-14B. The record is from RefSeq and is a predicted model, not a curated record. The transcript has 23 exons. NCBI's taxonomy places the organism in Eukaryota, Viridiplantae, Streptophyta, Magnoliopsida, Ericales, Ebenaceae. The coding region runs from base 191 to 4036 and encodes 1281 amino acids. Gene Ontology annotation, biological process: microtubule-based movement. Gene Ontology annotation, molecular function: microtubule motor activity; ATP binding; microtubule binding.